UUUUCUGUCUGUCCAGUAGUGCUGGAAGCUGCUGAGUCUGGGGUUACCUGGACUAGCCUGCCUCUUCAUGGUGGAGUUCUCACCAACACUUCGACUCACAGCCUUCCUUACUCUGAACCAUCAGAAAAGUCAGGUCAAAAGAAGGGGAAAGCUGUAGGAGGUUCCAAAACCUGGGCCCACUCGGGUCAUCUUUGAGGAAACCAAGUUGACUUAGUGGGUACCCAAAUGGAGAGGAAUAGAAAAGAGAGAAAGGCCAGAGCUUUGUUAGCCACACUCCGGCCCACACAGAACCUUCAUUCCUAAGGCUCUUCUAGGCCUUGCUGAAGAGGCUUUUCUGCCAGGCUGCAGACCCCAACCCCUCAGUCCACUAAUCCACACCAGCACCCUUUCCCCACUCCUCUCACUGAACCAGUUGGCUUCUUUUGCCACAAUUAAUUUGCUACAAAUGGAAAGUACUUACCCCAUCCUAGCUCCAUUGGGGAAACUCCUCAGAGCAGCUAAAGCCAACUAGAGAUUUGCACAUUUACCGACUGCUUGCACGGAUGCCGUCUUUCCUUUUAAAAGUUAUAAAACAGUAAACUUUAUAAGCCCCAGUUCCGGCUAUAUGACAUUUGGGUGCCAAAUGAAUAGGGUUUUGUCUAUGAAUUAGAUCGUAAAAUCAUCCAUAGCACAGACAGAUCGGCUCACUGGCUAUAAAACGUCACGUGGGGCCAUUAAAGUAAGUUUUAUGGUUUUGGGGAGUUGACAUCCAACAUUAUACCACAUAACAUACAAUCUCACUAACGCUGGACUCCAUUUGACUCUUUUGCAGGCUACGUGUGCUGCCUGGUCAUUCAAACUGUCAAUUUUAGGCCCAGAAGUGUCCAAACCACAACUUCUCAAAACUCUCUGAAAAAAAUGGCUCCCUCCAAGUUAAGGAAGGCAGACAAGAGCCCUUCAACGUGGAGAACUGAGCAGUCCCGUGCUCACCAGGUCCAAGGCUUUCUCACAAGAUUGCUGGGAGUGCCGGGAGACUCUGUGUCCAGGGAAAUAGUGCCUGGUCACUGGAAAAAACGCUUCCCUGAACACCUGGAUUUGGAGACCACUCCUGGUUUAGAUUUAAACAUCUUUGGAGGUCUGCGCGCGGCGGCCAUUGGCGACGGAGUGUCACGUGACCGCGGGGGCGUGCCAAUGUGCUCCCUUACGGGUGUCAAGCCCUUGUCAGAGUGUGCGAUCACGAUCGUGAAACAUCGCGAUGCAAAAAGCGACCUACUACGACAGCUCGGCGAUCUACGGUGGCUACCCCUACCAAGCAGCCAAUGGGUUCGCUUACAAUGCCAGUCAGCAGCCAUACGCGCCGUCUGCCGCUCUGGGCACCGAUGGCGUUGAGUACCAUCGACCCGCCUGCUCCCUCCAGUCCCCCGCCAACGCUGGGGGACACCCCAAACCUCAUGAGCUGAGCGAAGCGUGUCUACGCACCCUGAGCGGUCCUCCUAGCCAACCCCCAGGCCUGGGUGAUCCUCCUCUGCCUCCCCCUCCUCCCCAGGCAGCCCCCCCAGCCCCCCAGCCUCCACAGCCCCCACCACAGCCCUCUGCACCCACUCCUGCAGCUCCCCAGCCUCCCUCUUCUGUCUCUCCCCCUCAAAGUGCCAACAACAACCCUACCCCUGCCAGCACAGCCAAGAGCCCCCUGCUCAACUCUCCCACCGUGGGCAAACAAAUCUUUCCCUGGAUGAAAGAGUCGAGACAGAACACUAAGCAGAAAACCAGCGGCUCCAGCUCAGGGGAGAGCUGCGCUGGUGACAAGAGCCCGCCUGGGCAGGCUUCGUCCAAGCGCGCGCGCACGGCGUACACGAGCGCGCAGCUGGUGGAGCUGGAGAAGGAGUUCCACUUCAACCGCUAUCUCUGCCGGCCGCGCCGAGUGGAGAUGGCCAACUUGCUGAACCUCACCGAACGCCAGAUCAAGAUCUGGUUUCAGAACCGCCGCAUGAAGUACAAGAAGGACCAGAAAGGCAAGGGCAUGCUGACCUCGUCUGGGGGCCAGUCCCCAAGUCGCAGCCCUGUGCCUCCCAAUGCGGGAGGCUAUCUGAACUCUAUGCAUUCGCUGGUCAACAGUGUCCCAUAUGAGCCCCAGUCACCCCCACCCUUCUCCAAGCCCCCUCAAGGCGCCUACGGGUUGCCUCCGGCCUCCUAUCCUGCGCCUCUGCCCAGCUGUGCUCCCCCACCACCUCCCCCACAGAAGCGCUACACAGCGGCGGGGUCAGGCGCAGGGGGCACCCCUGACUACGACCCGCAUGCUCACAGCCUGCAGGGCAAUGGCAGCUAUGGGACCCCACACUUACAGGGAAGCCCCGUCUUCGUAGGGGGCAGCUAUGUGGAGCCCAUGAGCAAUUCUGGGCCAACACUCUUUGGCCUGACUCACCUCCCCCACACCACCUCGGCUGCCAUGGACUACGGGGGCACUGGGCCGCUGGGCAGCGGUCACCACCAUGGGCCGGGGCCUGGGGAGCCACACCCCACCUACACGGACCUUACUGCCCACCAUCCUUCUCAGGGAAGAAUUCAGGAAGCGCCCAAGCUCACCCACCUGUGAUGAUGGGCUCGGGCUGCGUGCCAAGAGAGUUGCCCUCCUCACCUUCUUUGGUUUCUCUUUUUCUUUAUUUUGUUUUAUGUUCCUCCUGCCUCCCCCCCUUUUCUCCUCUGCACCCCCUCCCACAUUUUGUUUUCUUUGGUAAUGCGUUUUUAUAGUUUAUGUGACGUAGCAAUCUUGGUUGCUGUAAAGGCUGUCAGUAUCAGUAGCGACAAUUGCCACCACCCACACUUCCCCUCCU
Acomys russatus (golden spiny mouse) is the source of this 2810-nucleotide messenger RNA. RefSeq names its product homeobox A3 (gene Hoxa3). The record is from RefSeq and is a predicted model, not a curated record. Gene Ontology annotation, molecular function: RNA polymerase II cis-regulatory region sequence-specific DNA binding; DNA-binding transcription factor activity, RNA polymerase II-specific. NCBI's taxonomy places the organism in Eukaryota, Metazoa, Chordata, Mammalia, Rodentia, Muridae. Gene Ontology annotation, biological process: regulation of transcription by RNA polymerase II. Gene Ontology annotation, cellular component: nucleus. The transcript is spliced from 5 exons. The coding region runs from base 1235 to 2572 and encodes 445 amino acids.